UUGGACGAUCAGUUGGUCGAUCAGUUGGUCGAUCAGUUGGACGAUCAGUUGGACGAUCAGUUGGUCGAUCAGUUGGUCGACCAGUUGGACGAUCAGUUGGUCGAUCAGUUGGUCGAUCAGUUGGACGAUCAGUUGGACGAUCAGUUGGUCGACCAGUUGGACGAUCAGUUGGUCGAUCAGUUGGUCGACCAGUUGGACGAUCAGUUGUUCGACCAGUUGGACGAUCAGUUGUUCGACCAGUUGGACGAUCAGUUGGUCGAUCAGUUGGACGAUCAGUUGGUCGACCAGUUGGACGAUCAGUUGGUCGAUCAGUUGGUCGACCAGUUGGACGAUCAGUUAGACGAUCAGUUGGUCGACCAGUUGGACGAUCAGUUGGUCGACCAGUUGGACGACCAGUUGGACGAUCAGUUGGACGAUCAGUUGGACGAUCAGUUGGACGAUCAGUUGGUCGACCAGUUGGACGAUCAGUUGGUCGACCAGUUGGACGAUCAGUUGGUCGAUCAGUUGGUCGACCAGUUGGACGAUCAGUUGGACGAUCAGUUGGUCGACCAGUUGGACGAUCAGUUGGACGAUCAGUUGUCGAUCAGGUGGUCGACCAGUUGGACGAAGAGUUAA
Danaus chrysippus (African queen) is the source of this 615-nucleotide messenger RNA. The record is from the annotation of a GenBank genome assembly. NCBI's taxonomy places the organism in Eukaryota, Metazoa, Arthropoda, Insecta, Lepidoptera, Nymphalidae.